AUGCCAGUAGUGCAUGAUGGCAUAUAUCCUGCUAGCACCACCUCACACUAUCUCUGGAAAUGCUUUGAAAAACAAGCCUCAUUCGAUGGCCUGUUGAAUGACUUAAACAGCGAGUCUCAGGAAAACAGUUUACGAGCCACGUAUCCACCAGGAGGACGUGGCACUUGUGGAAAAUCUUUGUUAGCACCAACUAGUCACAGUACUUCAGUCCACAACAAUCACACUAUCCAUUCAGAGAUUAAUCCUGCAAAACCCAAGGUAGUGACAGUGGUAAAGGCAGGCAGGCAACCAUACAAGAAGAUAACAAUUCUCUUGAAUAGACGCUGUAUGCAGACCUUUGAACAGCUUAUUGCUGAUAUAUCAGAAGCUUUGGGUCAUCCCUGCUGGAAAAGUCAAUCAGUGAAAACGCUGUACACUUUGAAAGGGAAAGAAAUAAGAAGUGUUUCUGACUUCUUCAGAGGAGAUGAUAUGUUCAUUGCUGCAGGGAGAGAGAAGUUGACUAUGGUAGAUGUACAGGACGUUUUAGAAGAACUUUAUCCUGACAGUCCAUGUGCCCAGAGCCUGAUUCAACAACAAUGGUUUCAGUCUCAGAAACCUUAUAACAAAUGCAGUGAUAAGAAGGGAUCAAAGGCAGAUGAGCCUGAGCUUUCCAAACCUAUUGGCAGUGUUAAAUCUGCAAGACAAAUAGCUAAAAACAUAGAGAAAGUCAGAGCCACAGUCAGAAAACAAGAAAGAGAAAAGGCUCGGAAAUGGGAACAAGAGAGAAGCGAGAGAGAGAAAAGAGAACUGUCCGAGAAACAAAAAGAGAAAGAGAGGAUACAGAAAAAAAACCCAAGCUUUAAUGCUGACAGAGAGAUUGAAAAGUGUAAGAUCAAUAAAAGAGAGGUGAAGCAAAAGCAAGAAGAGAUGAAACGAGAGAUCAAGAAUGACACAGGAACAUGCAGAAGUGAGUGCAGAAGAACAAAAGAUGAAAUCAAGAGAUUUUGGGUCCCAGAACUUGAAGGGGAAAAAGAGAAAAGGGAAAAGGGAAGUGAUCAAAACUUGCUUUAUGAGGUUGAAGAGAAAGAAAGAGAAUACACAAGGAAAAGCAGAGGGAAGAAGUUGGAUGCUGAGCGAGCACAGCCGCUAAAUAAUAUAAAAGAGGAAAAGAAGCAACUGAAAGACAGGAGCAGGUUGGUGAAAGUGGAAUCUGAAAGGUGGCAAAAUGGGAAACUGCGAUACCAUGAACAGGUAGAUAAUGAUGAAGAGGAAGAAAUAUAUAAUCAUCCAGAAGGCUUACUGAAUGAAGAAGAUGAAAACUAUAAAAAUGCAAAACAGGAGAAUCAAAAGGAUGAAAGAAAACAAUAUUGUGGACAACAAAAGCUAAGGAAUAAAGAAGACCAAAGGUGGAAAGAUAUGGGAUGCAAAGAAGCUCAAAGCCAACCUCCGAGUACUUUUGCUGUAGAAAAAAUUAUAAUCAGAAAAGACAAUGAUACUCAGUCAAGGGAAACACAUAUGCUCACAUCAAAACCACAACAAACCAUACCUCAGAGAGAAAUCGAGAGUUAUUAUGAGAUUGGCAGUACUAUUGGGGAUGGCAACUUUGCUUUAGUAAAGGAAUGCAGGCUUAGGAAUACAGAAGAGUGGUACGCAGUGAAAAUCAUAGAUAAAGCAAAGAUAAAAGGAAAAGAAGAUAUGAUUAAAAAUGAGAUUGCAAUUGUAAAGAGCAUUUCACAUCCUAAUAUUGUGAGGUUUAUUGAAGAGUUUGAAAGUGAUACUGAGAUAUACAUCAUUAUGGAGUAUGUUCAUGGAGGGGACCUAUUUGACGCAAUUACAGAAAAUGUUAAGUUUACAGAACAAUGUGCCGCCUUCAUGAUAACCAAUCUUUGCAAGGCCUUGGCAUAUAUCCACAGUAAGAACAUCGUACACAGAGAUAUGAAACCAGAAAAUCUUUUGGUUCAGUGCGAUGCAGAUGGAAACACAGCACUGAAACUGGCGGACUUUGGUCUUGCCGUGAAGGUGACAGAACCGAUAUUUACUGUAUGUGGAACCCCGACAUAUGUGGCUCCUGAAAUCCUAUCUGAGACAGGUUACGGGUUAGAGGUGGACAUGUGGGCCACAGGAGUGAUCUUGUAUAUCCUAUUGUGUGGCUUUCCUCCGUUUCGCAGUCUGGAGCGAGAUCAGGAGGAGUUAUUUGAAAUCAUCCAGCUUGGAGAAUAUGAAUUCCUUUCUCCAUAUUGGGACAACAUCUCUGAUGGCGUCAAGGGACUCAUCAGCAAACUUCUGGUGGUGGAUCCGAAAAAACGUUACACAGCCCAGCACGUACUCCAGCACCAUUGGAUCCAAUUGGGGGGCAAGAUGAACACCCCUACCCUAAAGGGAGAAAUGACAACAAACUUAGAGGCACAUUUCAAGAGUCAUCAUUGCCAGGAAAUGAGGGAUUCAGCAGUAUGAUUUUAACAAGAACUUGAUUGCUAUAAUGCCGUUCAUGUAGGGUAACAUCUUAGAGAGUUUUAUAAGUACAGAGUGAGAUGUAAGCAAGGGAGAGGGGAGAAGGGAGAAAAGGGGAGAUGACUAUAGGUGUGUUCAAUGAGGCAGGAUCUGAGACAGAAAGAGAGAGGGCGAGACAGAGUGGUAGAGGAAGGCAAUUCCAGAGGUUUCAGCAUUGACUGGCCCUUAAUCAUGAAACUGUGAACUGACCUGCUUCUUAUAGAUAGGUUUAAAAACAGCAAAUCCUGGAAGUACACAACAGGCCUAUUUAAGCAUUUUAACAGAUAGUUGUGUUAAAGGUUCAUUUGCAACAUCUUUAUAAAGUGGAAGAGGGUGAGUGGAAACAGAUGAAGGAAACAAAGACAUUAGGAAGAAAGUGACAAUUUAGAACCACUAACUGCACACAUAUGUGGCAACCAACCAUUCAAGAUUUGCCAGUAUAGAAUAUCUCCAAUGCGAAAGAAACAUUAGAAGCAGUUAAGUGUGUGUCUAAGUAAUAUUUGAUAUGAUUGUUUGUAGUAAUUGUAUGAUUUAUAUUUUUUUUAAAUUGUAACUCUCUAACCUUGCUAACAUCCAUAAGAACAACGACACAACAAAAUUACAUUUGUAUAACGCCUUUCACGUCG
This is a messenger RNA of Callorhinchus milii (elephant shark), 3095 nucleotides long. It is a transcript of the gene dclk3, whose product is annotated as doublecortin-like kinase 3. NCBI's taxonomy places the organism in Eukaryota, Metazoa, Chordata, Chondrichthyes, Chimaeriformes, Callorhinchidae. The transcript is spliced from 5 exons. Gene Ontology annotation, biological process: protein phosphorylation; intracellular signal transduction. The record is from RefSeq and is a predicted model, not a curated record. Gene Ontology annotation, molecular function: ATP binding; protein kinase activity. The coding region runs from base 1 to 2433 and encodes 810 amino acids.